CAAUCCCGCCCCACCCCACCCCAACCUCCAUUCCAUUCCAUAUAAACACACAAACAAACAAACAAACAAACAUGUAGAGAGAGAGAAAGAAAGCAACAGUAGAAGAAGUUAAAAAUGGAGGGAAGGGAAGGAAGAAGGCUGAUGGUACCUCUACUAGCAGUGAACUCAGUGGUGUAUGUCGUAACAGUCGGCUUGGCUUCAUGGUCCCUCGACAAGUACAUCGAUGGCCACCAGGAUCAUCCCCAUCUGGGUGGCAACCCUUCGACGAUAUUCCUUCUGGUGUACGCCCUCAUCGCAGGAGUGAUCGGCGCAUCCUCCAUCCUCCUCGGCUUCCUCCAUCUCCAUCUCUGGAACAAUGCCUCCCUCCCCCCUGCUUCCACUUCCGCCAUCAUUUCUUGGGCCAUCACUGCCUUAGCCUUCGGGCUUGUCUGCAAGCAGAUUACAAUGGGAGGUCACAGAGGCAAACGCUUGCAAACGCUGGAAGCAUUUAUCGCCAUAUCGGGGCUUAGCCAGCUACUCUACCUGCUGCUGCUUCAUGCCGGCAUGUUCAGCGCCAGAUAUGGCCCGGCAUACACUAAUACCACAGGAGAAUCCUAUGUUCAGACAGUAUAAACAAAUGCUAAAAACAUAUAAUGUUCGACUCCAACUCCAACAAGCACUCCAUAGCAACACCAAAUUGCUCCAAUAUAGACUAAAAGCUCUUCACCAUAAUCAAGAGUGCAAGAAACACUCGAAACUCAUGUAUGUAAGCUUCAGAUACCCCAUAGCUAGAAACUAUAUGAUUUCUUUGUAAGAAUGAGAUCUACGAAUUUAAGUAUGAAUUAUAAUCCUCAGUGCCGAAUUUUGAUC
This is a messenger RNA of Andrographis paniculata, 849 nucleotides long. Its product is annotated as membrane protein PM19L-like. The record is from RefSeq and is a predicted model, not a curated record. Bases 115 to 612 code for a protein of 165 amino acids. Lineage: Eukaryota; Viridiplantae; Streptophyta; Magnoliopsida; Lamiales; Acanthaceae. The transcript is spliced from 4 exons.